AUGAGUACAACGGGAUUGAAAUUGAUUAAAAAGCAGAAUCCAUAUCCUCAAGGUAUGAGAUGCCAAAAAUGUUUGGAAAUGGGUCAUUGGAGCUACGAAUGCAAAGGGAAAAGAAAAUAUCUUCAUCGAUCUUCUCGAACAGUUCAGCUGAAAAAGGCAUUGAAAACAUUAGAAACAGAAAAGCCAAUAUCUUCAGCCAUUUCUGAAAAUAAAGUGGCAAUACCAAAGAAAAAAAAGAAGAAAGAAAUAUCAAGCAACUCUAGUAGUUCGGAUUCUUCGAGUAGUGAUAACAAAAGCAGUUCUUCAGACUCUUCAUCUUCGGAUAGUGAUUCUAGUAGCUCUAGUGACAGCUCUGGUAGUAGUAGUAAUAGUAGUAAUAGCAAUAGCAGCAGUAGUAGUCACACGAGUAGUAGUGAAUCAGAUCACAAAAAGAAAAAACGUAGGAAAAAAAAAUGAACAUAGAAAAUUUUUUAAUUUAUUAUCUUAAAAAACGUAAUUGAUUUUUUAUUACAGUGUUGACAUUUGUUGAAAGAUUUACAAGCUAUUCAAUAACUAAAAACAUAUUCAUUGAAAAGGAUUUUUUCAUAUAUUUCUGAUAGUAUUGUGAACGUAAACUGCUUGUAUUAAUCAAUUUCUAUACAUUUUCCGAAUAUAUAUUUUUGUAACAUGUUAAAGACAAUCAUUCAACUAUC
Messenger RNA from Chelonus insularis, 692 nucleotides. Its product is annotated as zinc finger CCHC domain-containing protein 10. NCBI's taxonomy places the organism in Eukaryota, Metazoa, Arthropoda, Insecta, Hymenoptera, Braconidae. The record is from RefSeq and is a predicted model, not a curated record. Gene Ontology annotation, molecular function: zinc ion binding; nucleic acid binding. The coding region runs from base 1 to 456 and encodes 151 amino acids. The transcript is spliced from 3 exons.